Molecule: messenger RNA, 1401 nt
Organism: Fusarium pseudograminearum CS3096
Lineage: Eukaryota; Fungi; Ascomycota; Sordariomycetes; Hypocreales; Nectriaceae
Exons: 1
Coding region: 1-1401 (466 amino acids)
Source: RefSeq, a predicted model, not a curated record
AUGCCCAAGGUACCCGCAGCCAGCACUUGGGCAGGAGCUCCUCCGGUCGCAGAAGACGGCUUCGCAUUCGCUGAGGGUGUAUUUUUCGCCCAAGCUUCAGGCCAAAACCGCCAUCGACGCGCUACAGCGACAGAGCUCAAGGAACACUUUUCCUCGGGCAACGACAAGGACUACCCCGCGCACUGGUUCGAAGCCCAACUUAUCCACUAUGGCCUCCAGCCCUCAAAGACAAAGUCGGUCGCGCGCAUGCGGCUGUUCGACGCUGUUAACGCGGGUGGCCUAAAGGUGCCUGCCAAUGUCACCAAGCUUGAGACCAAGCUCAAGAAAGAAUGGACAAAGAAUGAUCGCGAGGCAAAGAAGGGCGCGACAAACAGUAAACCUGCUGCAAAACCACCGGUCGCUAAAGCGGAGACAAAGGCUACAGCGGGAACCAAGAGAAAGGCAACCGACAACGACAAUACUCCCGCCGUUAAAAAGACAAAGACGACAACGCCAAAGGCUACAGCGCCAGCUCCCAAAACUGUUGCACCUAAAGCAAAAGCUCCACCGAAAACGCCAGCGAAAGCGACCGCAAAGACCACGACUACGACCACAACUACGACCAAGACCACGACUAAGACCACGACGAAAGCCCCAGCAAAAGCAGCGACCGAAUCCACAACGCCAGCAAAGCCACGUCUGAAACAAACCGCCCGCAGAGGAGACAGCUCUCAAGGACCCGGUCGCAAUGCAAGUGCCUCAGAGCCAGCUAGACCGCCGCGGACCAAGCAAACGGCGCGUCGAAGCGGCGCUUUCGCGGCCCGGGGCCGGAUCCCCGUCCCACCAUCUGGCGACUUUGAUGCUCCACCCCCAUACUCGGAAUUUCCACAUCAAGACUACUAUUCCGACGGACACUCUCCGAGCAACAGCUACCGCUCGUAUGACAGCGACCCAGACGAUGGCGACAGUCUUGAGCCGUUGGGCCUUCUCAACGGCGACUACGAGAUUAUCUGGAGCGAUGUUACAGAGCAGUGGUCCCACUAUGACCCCGACAAUUUCGAGCUAUGUCUCACACUCGAGGGUAACAGACUCUGGGGACAAUUCAACCUCGGUGUGUAUGAAGGUGUGCUGCGCUUCAACCAGCGCCCUAUGAGAUCAUCGCACGAUAGACUCGAAUUCACAUGGCGGGGUCGUGAAGAUAUGGGACCUGUCAUAUAUGGCAACAGCAACACAGGGUGGAUGGAAUUCCUUGGCGACGGUCGCAUUAUCGGCUGUGUUGACGGAGGGCAGACUCUUUCGUUCCGAGCCCAAAGACUCGAGGAUCAAGGAACUCGAAGCAGGAUUGAUGCUGACUCUAUGCAAGAUGAAUGGGGUAGCUACACGUAUCAACUGUACGAAGCAGAGAAUCGGGCUCGAUGGUGA